ACCAACCACCUCAGCAACAAACACGAAGAAGGCGGUUAACAGAAUACGAUUACGAACGCCGAGAGAAUCACCACUACGUCGCCGGAGAUUUACAACUCAUAGUGAAAAAUUUGCGGCGGAGUUAACGGAAGGAGAUUCAUACUUACACAAGCAGAGAGCGGAAAUGGAUUCCACCGAGUCCGAAACGACGGAUGAAUCCCCGGAGGAGCCAUCGCAAGAACCUGACUCUAGUGAGAAGCCAACGCACAUACGUUUCCUUGUACCCAAAGCGUUGGCUGGUUAUGUGAUUGGGAAAGGUGGCUCAACCAUCACUCAGUUCCAGGAUCACUCUGGUGCUCAAAUCCUGCUCUCGCGUAAUCAAGAAUAUUUCCCAGGAACGACUUGUAGAAUCGUUGUGAUGUCUGGCACGACUGUACAAGUUCUCACUGCAUUCCAGCUUGUUCUUGCUAAAUUGCACUGUCAGCUUCAAGCUGAAGAUGGUAGUGAUGUUGAGCUUAGGAGAACAAGAGUUGUGAUUCCACACAGUUCAUGUGGAAGCAUCAUUGGAAAAGGAGGAGCCACCAUCAGGUUCUUUAUUGAAAACUCCAAGGCUGGUAUCAAGAUAUCUCCUCUGGACUUCGAGCUGAGUGAUAGGCUAUUGACACUAUCUGGAACCAUGGAGGAGCAGAUGCGCGCAAUUGCUUUGAUUUUGACUAAGCUUACCGAAGAGGAUGAUUACUCCCAGCAAAUGCACUCCCCCAAUUCAUAUAGAAAAGAUUUAGGUCUUCGCAACAUUUUGCACGCAUGGAAAUCGGUGAAGUCACGCAGAUCUCUUGGAAGUAAACAAAAUCACAAGGAAGAUAGUUACAACUCGGUGACAAUAGGUGUGUCGGAUGAGCACAUAGGUGUGGUCAUUGGCCGUAAAGGAAGUCACAUCAUGGAGAUCAGUGAGUCAAGUGGUGCCAGAAUAAAGAUAUCAGGCCGAGGAGGGUUUCUCCCUGGAACUACUGAUAGGAAAGUUACUAUCUCUGGAUUUCAAGCUUCGAUCGAUUUAGCUGUAUCGAUUAUAGAACGUAAAGUUGACAAGGCAUCGAAGAGGAGGGCCAAGGAUGAAACUGACAUGGAUACAGACUAGUUUUUAAAACAAGUGUUCUAGUAUAUAACAUCAAAAUCUCAAUUUCAGAUUAUCAAUAGCUCUUCAACGGUCAAUGCAGGCAUGCCCUUUCUAUGCAAACAUUGAAAUGUCAAAGAGAGGUCAUCAAAUAAAUCUCUUCCGUGUGCAAAGGUGCUAUGUUUAUUUGAUUAGUAGCAUCUCUUUUGUUAGUUUCUUCACUUGUAGCAAAAGUCUUCUACCGUAGCUGUCGCUGAUGUAGCCCUACGGGAAUUGGUCAAUGACGAUAAAGCCCUUCCUUCUGACAACCCCCAGUCACGGUAUUACUUGAAAAUCACUUUACUCUCAUAAAGACGGAACAUUAUGAGAUACAGUACGAGAAGUAAAGAGACGAUUAUGCCCUCAGAUCUGACCACUAUUAACGGUUUUUGCCCAAAUAGGUGACCAUCAAACCAUGCACUCUUGAAACAAACAUAUAGCGUUCUUGUCUGAAAAGAGCAUGAUAGGAUAAUAUAUGACAAUGGACCAACCUGACCAUGUUCGCAAAAGAUGCUUAAACAUCCGAAAGAAAGAAAAAAGACACCCAGCUCAGCGGCUGCGAUCCGGUUUAUCCUAAUUUUACAACAGAGACUCACAUGGUUCUCAAUCCGUCUGAAGAAGCUACAUAGAUA
This is a messenger RNA of Brassica oleracea var. oleracea, 1761 nucleotides long. RefSeq names its product protein BTR1-like. The transcript has 9 exons. Bases 164 to 1114 code for a protein of 316 amino acids. The record is from RefSeq and is a predicted model, not a curated record. Lineage: Eukaryota; Viridiplantae; Streptophyta; Magnoliopsida; Brassicales; Brassicaceae. Gene Ontology annotation, biological process: regulation of gene expression. Gene Ontology annotation, molecular function: mRNA binding. Gene Ontology annotation, cellular component: cytoplasm; cytosol.